This is a messenger RNA of Parnassius apollo (apollo), 471 nucleotides long. The record is from the annotation of a GenBank genome assembly. NCBI's taxonomy places the organism in Eukaryota, Metazoa, Arthropoda, Insecta, Lepidoptera, Papilionidae.
UUGACACAAAGAAGACGAUGGACAGCUGACCAAAACGAAUCUAUUGUGAGAAAUUACUAUAAAAUCACCAAACUUGAAGAAAAUAAAUCAGAUUACCGUAGACCCCUCCAUCAAGCAGUCAUAGAAGAAAAUCCUGAGUUAACAGGUGUAAGAGAACAACGAAUAUCAGAUCAGCUCAGAGUAAUAUUGAACGAUAAAAUGAUUAAUGACCAAAGACUUCAAAAGAUACGUGACAAUAUAUCAAGCAACCUGAAUUCCCGACGAGACAAUAUGGAAAAUAAUUCAUCACUUAUCACAUCACAACACACGAUCCUUACACCCGAAACCGAAAACUUACAAGAAGCCGAUGUUCAUCCAUUCAUUAUAGAAAGUAACACUCCCGUGCAUACACUUAGCUUAACCUUACAACCUCAACCUGACGAAUCAGUGAUAUUCACUCAAGCCUCUGAACCUCAAAAAACCAAGCAAUAG